This is a messenger RNA of Meloidogyne enterolobii, 225 nucleotides long. The record is from the annotation of a GenBank genome assembly. NCBI's taxonomy places the organism in Eukaryota, Metazoa, Nematoda, Chromadorea, Rhabditida, Meloidogynidae.
AUGGAACAAUGGGAUACUUGGCUAGCUAAUGAUAUUUUUGUUUGUAAUAAAAUUAAAAAUGAAAAUAAUAUUAAAGAAACAACAAAUAAAUUGACAGAAAAGAUUAGUAAUUAUAAGCUGAAUAAUACACAAGAAAUAAAUGAAUCAGAUGAAACAAUAACGACGCCUUUAUGGACACCAAAAAUUGUAUAUCAUAUUUUUAGUUACAAUUUAUUUUUUAUUUGA